GUCUCAGAGUGUCUGAGCUCGUGGCUGCUCUGUGCCUUGCAGUGGGCACGUGAGAGGGUACUGCCCCAGGGCAGGUCAGCUCUGUGGAAGGCCUUGAUGCUGAAGGUCUGAGGCUUCUGGGAGCCCCAAGGCCCAGCGCUCAGCAGCACUGGCCAGAGUGGGGGUCCCUGAAGGGCUGGCUGGGUGUGCCGGGCAGGGUGCCUUCCAGGGUUGUAGCUCAGGUGUGAGGUUGCUUGCAUCCUCUCUCCAUGUCUGGACUCUGCCAGGCUUGCAUGAAGCAGUUCCUGCCAGACCCAGGGAGGACUCCCGUGGCUAGGGGUGCCUGGGCUCUAGAAAUGAGGGCCAGGGAUGUCAGGGCUCUGGACACCCUGUCCCACCCCAUAGAGAGGGGCUUUGUGGCUUGCACGUCUGUUAGGCUCAGGACCCUCUUGCUUUCAAAGCCAGCCUUGGGGGAUUGAUUGGGAGACGGGGGCUUUUCUAAGAACCCCUUUUGGUGCUGGCCAGCCCCCAGCCAGCGCUGGGAAGGCAGGCAAGGGUCUCGGAGGCAGUUUCUGGGCUCCAGUGACAGGGCAGCUGGUGGCGGGGAAGGUAUGUUCUGAGAUGCAUGGCUGUGGGCCUGUGGCCUCGCGUUCCCCCAGGACUGUCCGAGGUCCUGGGGUCUGCUCUUUAAGGAUGGCUAGUAAAGCCUUUUCAUAUACUAAUAACUUAUCCCACAUUGGACAUUUACUGUCAUUCUGAUUUGUAUCUGGGGCUGCAUGUCCUGCACCCCAAGUGGGUCCCUAAUACCAGUCCUUGUCAGCUGAGGGCACUCUCUUAGGUAUCUGAAAUUCAUUCCCAGCCUGAGCCUCCGGCCACCCGUGGGUCAACCUGCCACUCUCACCUGUGUGAGCGUUGUAGUUUCAAAGCCAGAGAACAGCUGCCCUAAAGCUGGAGAACAAGGAACGUGGUUCUUCUCCUUAGAUGAGGAACCAGCACCAGGAGAACAGGCCAGUGCCUCUUCUGGACCCUUCCUCCAGGCAGCCGCUACUCAGGUUCCCGGGCCCCACCGGCAAUUCCACCUGCAGCCAGAACAGCAGAUCUCCGAGCAGUGGGGUGACUUGGGCCUCACUGCGGAGCCACGGCUGGAACCUGGUCUCACCCAUCGAGCAGGGACCUGCAACCAUGGAGGGGGAGGAGGAGGAGCCGCCUCAGGAGGCUGCCAUGGAACUAGUCGGGACGCCGGGGGCUGCAGAGUCAGCACCCAGGGUGAUUGCUGGAGAACCCCAGAAUCUGUCCGACAUGGAUGCCUUCAACCUGCUGCUGGAGGUGAAGCUGAAGCGGCGGCGUGAGCGGCCCGACCUGCCUCGCACUGUGACAGAGCUGGUUGCUGAGGACGGGAGCCGCGUGUAUGUGGUGGGCACGGCCCACUUCAGUGAUGACAGCAAGAGGGACGUUGCCAAAACCAUCCGGGCAGUGCAGCCCGACGUGGUGGUGGUGGAGCUGUGCCAGUACCGUGUGUCCAUGCUCAAGAUGGACGAACGCACCCUGUUGCGUGAGGCCAAGGAGGUCAGCCUAGAGAAGCUUCAGCAGGCUGUCCGGCAGAACGGAGUCAUGUCUGGACUGAUGCAGAUGCUGCUGCUGAAGGUGUCGGCCCACAUCACUGAGCAGCUGGGCAUGGCACCUGGCGGGGAGUUCAGGGAGGCCUUCAAGGAGGCAAGCAAGGUGCCUUUCUGCAAGUUUCACCUGGGCGACCGGCCCAUUCCUGUCACCUUCAAGAGGGCCAUUGCCGCGCUCUCCUUCUGGCAGAAGGUCAAGCUGGCCUGGGGCCUCUGCUUCCUGUCGGACCCCAUCAGCAAGGACGACGUGGAGAAAUGCAAACAGAAGGACCUGCUGGAGCAGAUGAUGGCCGAGAUGAUUGGGGAGUUCCCCGACCUCCACCGCACCAUCGUCUCUGAGCGCGAUGUCUACCUGACCUACAUGCUGCGCCAGGCAGCCCGACGCCUCGAGCUGCCACGCACCUCUGACGCCGAGCCCAGGAAGUGUGUGCCAUCUGUGGUUGUGGGUGUCGUGGGCAUGGGCCACGUGCCCGGCAUCGAGAAGAACUGGAGCACUGAGCUCAACAUCCAGGAGAUCAUGACUGUGCCCCCACCGUCCAUCUCUGGCCGACUGUCUCGCCUGGCCGUGAAGGCCGCCUUCUUCGGCCUUGUGGGCUACAGUCUCUACUGGCUGGGCCGGCGCACAGUGAGCCUGGUCUUGGCGCUGCCUGUGGCGCAGGACUGUCUACAGAGAGUGUCUACCAUCCUGCCGAAGAAGUAGGUGGUGCGGCUGGCCCGGAGAUGCCGAGGAGUGCUGGAUCCAUGGCGCACAGCUUCGGAGCAUGGGGGGCAGAGGCGGGGCAGGGAAGCGCCUGGCAGAGCGCCUUCCUGCUGCUGCCGCAGGCGUGUAGUGAGGGGCCUGUGCCCACCACCAGCUCCCGGCUGGCUCCUGCCCAGCGCCUACACAGCAAGCCUCACUGCCCCCCACGGGGGUCCAGGCCUAGCUCAUCUGCCUUUCCCGUCACUGAGGCCUCACCACCCCCCGCCCGCCCAAUAAAGAGUCAUUGGUGGUUCUGA
This is a messenger RNA of Loxodonta africana (African savanna elephant), 2591 nucleotides long. RefSeq names its product TraB domain containing (gene TRABD). Bases 961 to 2295 code for a protein of 444 amino acids. NCBI's taxonomy places the organism in Eukaryota, Metazoa, Chordata, Mammalia, Proboscidea, Elephantidae. The transcript has 11 exons. The record is from RefSeq and is a predicted model, not a curated record.